Molecule: messenger RNA, 381 nt
Organism: Staurois parvus
Lineage: Eukaryota; Metazoa; Chordata; Amphibia; Anura; Ranidae
Source: the annotation of a GenBank genome assembly
CAGUGAAGGGAUUGUCAGAGAGGGGUGGAGGACACUGAAUGGAGGCCAGUUAAGGGAUUGGCAGAGAGGGGUGGAGGACACUGAGCGGAGGCCAGUGAAGGGAUUGGCAGAGAGGGGUGGAAGACACUGAGUGGAGGCCAGUUGAAGGAUUGGCAGAGGGGGGUGGAGGACACAGAGUGGAGGCCAGUGGAGGGAUUGGCAGAGAGGGGUGGAGGACACUGAAUGGAAGCCAGUGGAGGGAUUGGCAGAGAGGGGUGGAGGACACUGAAUGGAGGCCAGUGGAGGGAUUGGCAGAGAGGGGUGGAGGACACUGAGUGGAGGCCAGUGGAGGGAUUGGCAGAGAGGGGGGGGAGGACACUGAGUGGAGGGACUGGCAGAGAG